AGUUCAGGGGCAGAGUCACUCCUCUAUCUAUCUCAGACCAUCACAGGCUGAUCCAGACUCUUUCUGUGCUCUGAUUUGCACUAGGAUCCAUACCAGGCCUUGACCAGUACAGGAAUUGACCUAGCAACUUCUUCAACGAGAGUGACAAACAAGAGGUGAAGCAAUGGCUGCUACAGCGAAGGCAGUGGUCUGUCUGUGUCUCUGUUUGACAGCGUGUCAAGUCAGAGGCUCCUUCGUCCCCCAAGAGAUGAACAGAACCCUCAAGACCCUCCUGAACCACUAUGUGAGUACCAAGAAAACCCUCAGUACUACUACUGUAACUUUUACAGUAACUUUUACAGCUGCUGUUAUUACUAAGACUGAUAUUCUUAAUAUCAUGGCAUCGGUAUGUGGGGCACAGCACUUCAAACACAGGUACAAGCUUUCUGUUUCCUCCUGGUACUUUCACACGCUGUUGCGCUUACCACAAACACACAAAGUCACGCAUGCGCACACACAAACAGAUGUUACAGGUCCUUUGUGCAUUUUUAAAGGACUAUUCUAAUGUUUUUUUGCACCAUUUUACAUUGUCAAAUACAAACAGAAUACAGUGUCGAAAGUAAGUCAGGUUUCUUAAAAUUUUAUAAUAGAGGGGUAGGGAUACUUAUCUAGAUGGUGCAUUCAGGGACUCUCUAACUGCAGAUAUUAGAAUAAUAGACACUAAAUUUCACCAAUUGUUUUGAGAAACAGACUACUACAAAAAAGCCUCUCUGUGCAAAUGUGAAUAGGACAUUAAAGAGCCACAUCUUCCGCUUGGUUGUGGUCGGUCAGUUCAAAAGUUCAAAAAGUCUGCAAGGUGGUCGACCAUUCACGAAAUUCAACAAAAUAUAACUGUUUUGUUGCCUCUUCACAUUUUAAAGUUAAUUUUUUGGGCUAGAAGAGCUGGUAGAGCGUAAAAGUGAGCAGAGAUUUGGGAAUGAUAUGUGAUGAAGGGUCAUGGGUCAGAAUCCAACCUGACCAGUCAUGGCAGGGGCUACGGCCUCGCAAAAUGGGCGCCACAAAAUUUUACAUAUAUACUUUACCUCUUAAAACUUUCAAAUUGAACAUGAUAAGUUUGACAUAUUUCUUUGUCAGAUGCUUUGCUAAACAAAAAUACUAAUGUGUAAAGAUUAAACAAAGGUACUACAAGGGUCAAUUAUACCAAAUGUCGUGGAUUUGUCAUUAUUUGCAAAUGUGAUGUUACCUUUAAUGUCAAAAAUGAUAACUGAAAAUCAUUGAAGUAAAAGUGAAUAUAAUGUCCAUAAAAUAAAAAAUGUCAUUUAUUUUUUUAUUUUUUUUUAAACAUAUUUAAAAAUUAUCUCAAUUUUUUUCUAUUUAUGUGUAUUUUGGAUCUUUUACCAUCAACAGACGUAAACAAAUAACAUUAAUUGUAGCUAUUGAUGCCCCAAAAAGGAAGAAAAAUCAUGAUUUCUUUCUUAUUAAGGUACUUAAAGGGUUGAAAAAGACAAUUUUCACAGACAAGUGCGCACACACCACAAAUUCAUCUGUCAUAAUUGGUAUUUUUAAAAAUAUACUUGAACUGCAUUCUGUUAAAAACACUUUAGUCCAACAACUUUUCCAGUGUCGAACUUUCUUGAACGCACCGAUAUUUUUAUCUUUCAACAUUGGAGAUCAGCUAAUAUUGAUCAUAGACCUUAAUGGAGGGAAAAUGUUCAAUCAAGCCAAUUUUGUGUUGACAGUAUGUUUCUUUGUGAUUUUUGCAGGAGAUUCCACCAGAAGUGAGAUACAACGGGAACCUGGUCUUCUCCAGAGAACCCCUGACCGGCAAAGUUGAGGUAAAAGUCAAACAAUGGACAGACAAAAUAUCUAAAAUGGGAUGUAUUGGUGUUCUGAGUCAUGAAGUACAACCAUCGAAAACUUACACAGCUCAGGUUUUCCUUCCAAUUUGACUCAGAGUCACUACUUAGUGACUCCCAGUUUGUAUAUUUCAGCUUAUUAGAUAUUAUGAUGCAUCACUGUUGGCUCAUCCUGUAAUUUAUCAAGUUUCUGCAGAAUUAUGGUAUCAUAAAAUUAACGUCAAACACACGCUAAGUAUAGCAUUGUAUCGUAAGUUACUGUGCCAUUACCACCCAACACUAAAUAGACAUAAUAGAGAGACUAAGUCCAUAAUUACAGGAGAAUUUCUCAAAAAUCUUAAAACUUGAUGCAGGUGGGUACAACUAGUCUUAAACAAAACAUCAACAUUUCCACCAAAACCCCAACCACACCCGCCCUGGACCUCUGCAAAGCCCCUCUGGUUUAAAUCCAGGAUGGCAGCUGCAGUUCUGCUAGCACAGACAUCAUGCAGUGCAAUGAAAAGAACUAGUUCCUGUCAUUUACUCUGUAAGAUGUGUUUCUGGGUGUGUUGCCACCUCUAUCAAACUCAGGAUGGAGACUAACUUGAUGUUUAAUCAUCAUGCUAAACUAGACUGAAUGUCCUUCUUAUAUCAAAGUUAAAGCGUAGACACACAUUGGAUAUGGAUCGUCUUGACCAUAUCCCAAAAACAAGGUACAUAAACUCACUUUCCAAAUUUAUUAAGGUUAUGUGGAAAUCAUUGGGAGUAUUCAGGUGAUAUCUUAUCUGCACAUGAAGAUGCAUGUAAGUGAUUUGGGUUCGAAAGGGAGUUGGUAAAAUAGUUAUUGCUAUAAUCUGUCAAGCUUCGACAGCAUUUAGUUAGCUGUCUGCCAAUGAGUCAGUAGAAGGCUUAUCUAUCACUGUUGAGGGUAUUGGCGUUUGUGUGGGUUUUCUCUGCACUGUGCAACAUUUGUGCAACUCUUCUCUAGCUCCAAAUCCAACUUUCAGUCUUCGACAACAAAGAUAAAGAGCUCCUUGAUGGUUGGUGAUAGUCGACACAGCAGAGUAACAUGUUUAUUUCAGAGCCUGCAGCUCCAAAGGGUGAUGCGGUUAACAAGAUGUUAUCUACAUGAGACGAUAUGAAAGCACAUAUGUGUAAACAGAGGCUGUAGAUUCUGUGGUAUGUGGCUUUUAGACCGUCCCUGUGAAAUACUCUGCUGAAUUCAUACAUUUGAUAGAAGAUCUCUUCAGGCUUUGAUGCUAUAAAAUGCCAGUCCAGGUUUUUCCUCAUCCUGUUCCCCAUCUGCUGAACUGAGCGCUUUACAGUAUGUCAUGACUGCAGUUUGGUUUCAUUCAGGACAAACACUUUAAUCUUAAAGAGAUAGUAAAAGAUUUAUCAAAUAAGAUGUUAGAGACAAAGAGGACUUGUUUGCCACCUUUCAGUUCUGUGCUCUGGCAACAUAAACCCUCUCUUUGACAUAACUUCAGAACAUUUACAGACUUUUUUUUUGCUGUAACUUGGUCUGGUAUCAGUCAUGUUAUAUUUGCCAAUCUGUGGUUUGAAUCUACGAUAUGUAAUUGUUGGAAAGACGAUGGAUAAACUUCACAUUAGGACACACUUUUUAAAGAUUUUAGACUGGGGGAUUCUCUCAAAAAAAGCCACCAAGACUGUAACGUAAGAGUGGAAUUUGUACUAUUUUAGUGUACAUAGUGCUUCUUCAUUUGGAAAAGGUUAUUGCAUGGAAGGUGGUAUUCAGGAUUGACACCCCCCCACUCACUCUCCUGGGUUUUCCCAUUGUGUGUUUCCCCUCACUGCAACAUCACAUGUGUCACCAUUUAGCACUUUUUAUUCAUGAAGCGAAACUGAACUUUAACACAUUGUUUUAAUUUACUCUUCGUAUUAAAAAUGCUAUGAUACUGCUGCUUUCAAAUGACUUUCAAACCUGUUAGCAGUUUCGUUUAAGACAUAUAUGUUUCACAGUUAUUGAGUGGUGUUGCUCUUUAAGACCUCACCUCUGCUAAUUUUAUCACUUGUGUGGGAAACCACAGCGCUUUUUUUCCGUUGUGUGAGACCGUUUUAAGUCAAAACUUAACCUCAGAGCUGGUACAAGUUAGUCAAAUCAGACAAGAAUAAAUCUUUCUUUACAGCUCUGCUUUUCAUGUUAACUCCACAUAUUCUUACCACCAGUUUUGAGUUUAAAGUCCCACUUUUCCAAAAAUCAGCCUAUUCAAAGAUAAUCAGUUAAAUGUAUGUCAGCCACGAGUAUAACAUGUCCAAAGCAUUUUGUGUAUCACUUUCUAGAAAAGAGUAGUCCCUGACCUCUUUGUUCUCCUGCAGGUGCAGAAGGUGUAUAUGGCUGGCGUUCUGGAAACGUACGAAAAGCUUCUGGGCCACAUGAUGAAGCAGCCGCACACCUCGAGUCCAGUGACAGCUGGCGGUGACGUGCAGCAAAAUGCUGGCACUGCUGUUGGAGCUGAGACAGAGUUAAAGAAGGACAUCAGGAAGAAGCUGGAGUCCAUCGUGACGAAGGUCAAGGAUCUGAGAGAGCACCAAUUCCAGGAGCAGGAGAAGCUUCUGCAUAGACUGCAGUCUCUUAGACACAUUAAGGUAAGGUCACAGUGACGGACAGAAGAAGAGAGAGGGUACACAUGGAUGUUAUAUGUUGGCUUUCUGAUUAGAUAGAAAUGGUGCUGUUUUAGGCUACGUCAGGCUUUUAGCUGUCCAAAGUAGGACCAGCAUGUUUUUACACCAAAGUAGUUGGAUACUAAAGAUCAUUCAGAGUCGCAGUGCUUUAAAAUACAAAAGUCUUGAAGUCAGUUCUGCACACUUAAUUCACUGCUUAAAUUUGCACUAUUGCACUCAGCUGAUGGAGUAUGAAGAGCAAAGAAGUCUCUGUGAAAGGCAGCCUGAUAAAUAAAUGUCAACAACAACUUACGUAUAGUUACAUUGUUUUGUUAUUCAAAAGAAAAUGGUUUCAAAACCCUGUAAACCUUACACCUAAAUUCAUAACUUAAGUCAGUUUUUUUCCUUUUUCUGCUGAACCUGCAUCUUCUCAGCAGACUUCGAAAGUGUCACCAAAAAUUACUUUUCUGGUUCCGAUGUAGUUACCUUGAUCACUUUGACACAGAAGUUAAUUCUUCAUUAGGGCUAAUAUGACCACUCAACACAAAACAGAUGCUAGAGGGAUACUUAGUUUUUUAUAUCAUGAAGAGACGAGCUGGCUGGUUAGGAGUGAAAAUGUGCUGAAAGGCAUUUAUACUUGGUUUCAUAUAAGACACUUAGAAUAGUUUGUGUUGGGACUUAAAAGUGUCUGAAGAAAGAAUUUUAAACCAUUUAUGUUUAGGUUAAAAGGAUUUAUGCUGGUUUAUGCUGCGGUAAAUGAAAAAUGUUGAAAAAGAUUUUGCUUAGUUCCAGUUUGGGGGUUUUGAACCCUUUAAAAGAUUAGGUCUUGUAUGGUUGUUAGAACACUUUUAAAAUGUGAACGCUUGUGUCAAGCUGAUUUUUUUCCACAUAGAAAAUUAUUCAAGUGUGGGGCCAGGACUUUAAAAUGUUCAUGCAGUGUUUUUUGGAAGUUUUUAAAAAUGUGAAAUGCACUAAAAAGGAUUUAAGUAGGGAUGAGGAAAACACUUUCAAAAAGUUGUAUGUAUCAACUUUUUGUAGGGUCAACCAUGGAUGACGGAAAGUCUAAAGUAAAGCUGAUAAAAAUAAAGGGGGUUCGUGUUGUUAAUUUUUUUUUGUUUCUACCUGUCUUACAGAUGGAUAACCUUGAAGUCCAGAGCAAAGCAUUGUCGGAGCUGCCCUGGCUGUACGAUUCGGCUAGCAAUUUGGCCAACAACAGCACGAGGCAGAGACGGCGAAGACGGCAAGCAUGGAAGAUCAAAACUCACCCAAAGGCCAAAAAUUAAAAGGGUCACAACGUAACGUCAAGAAUGACAUCAACCAGACUAAAAUAAAUACGCAACAACAGGAAAAACAAAUAUUACAUAAUGUUAAUGUUAAUGAUAAACAUAAACUGAAUUUUAUUAAUAUUCUUUUAAUGAAGGUAAACCAGCAGCCUAAGCCUAAUAGAUUUUGUCACUUUUUAAAAUCCUAUAUUUUUAAACCAAGUUUGGUGCUCAGUACCCAAAACUAGUCAGACUGUUUGGUGGGUUUAAGAUCAACUUUUACAUUUUAUAUAUGACAUGCCUUAUCAAUCAAAGUUUCAAUCAUUGUAACCUGGAAAUACUUGAUUUCUUGAUUUUGUUUUAAGCAGUUGAUUUAUUGUUAUAGAAAAGUUCAUUUCUGAUUUCUUUAAUGUCAAUGACUCAGGUUUUAACUUGAAUAGAAAAACAUAAUAUUUACAUUUUAUUUAAUUGUUUUAAGAAGGUGUGCCUUUAUCAUGUCAAUGUUUUUGAAAUAAUGUCUAAAAGUGAGUUGUGCUCUUUAUCAGCGAAAGUGAAAUAUAGUCCAAAUAUCUUGAAAUAAUGUAAACAUGACGGACUCCAGGAGACCCUGAUCCAAACUUCUCAAAAGAAACUGCUUAAAAGGGAAAUUGGUGAUGGUGAUGAUAUUGUUGUUUACAGUCAGACAGCACACCAGAGUUUGAUGCUGACAAGUCCUCUGAAUAUUAACUUUCCACACUUAGGUGUUACACAGUUCAGGGAUUUUACUUUUUUACUUGUCAUUUUUUAAUGUUUAUAUUUAUUUUUGUAUUUAAAGUCUAUUUAAAAAUGAGGUAUGCUGUGGUGACUGAUAGUUGAUUAAUUUAUUUUGUUAUUGUAUUGUUGUGAUUAUUUAUUGAUUGGCACAUGCUGACCUAUGCAACUGAUUAAAGCAGAAUGAAAAUGCCA
Molecule: messenger RNA, 6643 nt
Organism: Xyrichtys novacula (pearly razorfish)
Lineage: Eukaryota; Metazoa; Chordata; Actinopteri; Labriformes; Labridae
Source: the annotation of a GenBank genome assembly